Entrophospora sp. SA101 is the source of this 996-nucleotide messenger RNA. The record is from the annotation of a GenBank genome assembly. NCBI's taxonomy places the organism in Eukaryota, Fungi, Glomeromycota, Glomeromycetes, Entrophosporales, Entrophosporaceae.
AUGCUUAUGAUGGGGCCUUCUGUUAUGUGGGUACCUUACGAUUCAAGUGAAUCUUACAUGUUAACUUCAGCUUUCCCCAAAAAUGUUGACCUUUCUAAACAUUUAUCGAUAUCAAUAUUAAUAUUAUUUGUAUUAGUGUGGGAAAAUCAAGUCACGAGUUCUUGUGAUGAUAGAAUCACGCAGUCCCUCCAUGAAGACUAUUAUAUGUAUAAAUUCACACCUUCUUACGAAAAGCUGGAAAUCAGCGAGAAUGGUGUGCGCCAACUUAACAUGGUUUUUACAACGAACACCCCCGUAAAUAUAAAUGAAUCGGAGAUUAUCAAGAUGCAAUUUCUUGAUGAAGAAUUAUUGCGCAUUGGCGAACAAAAUCCUGAAGAAAAUCACCUCCAGGAUCUAAUAAAUUCAACAAAGUAUGUAAAUACCUACGCGCUAGAUGCCAAUCGGCACAUUAGAUUCUCCUUAACUAGAGUGGAAAGAUCCUAUUCUACGCGCAACUGGCCAUCCUAUUUAGGAUUUGGUUCAGAACAAAUAAUACUUCCAUUAAUAACCACAUCUAAAUUUCUCGACUACCCGUUGAAGCCCGACACAACCACAAAUGAUACAAAGAUUUUGUCCAUUGGCCUGUUCGCAUUAACCAAUCUUGUUCAACAAGAACAGGAGGUUGGUGGCUGGAUUGGUUCCAUCGGAGGUUUAAUUGGUUUAAUGUUGACCAUGUUUACGGUUCUUUUUGGCACAAAAAUUUUGGCGCCAUUUGGAAUCGUCCAAAAAUUUUGUUGCUUUUCAAGAACGAAAGGCAAAUUUGUUCGCUUACCAAUUAUUCCUCUCGUGAAAAGCACUCAACGGGAGAAGGUGAGGAUAGAAGAUCAAGUCAAAUAUUUAACUUAUAGACUCCAUGCGUUGGAGACAAUACUCAGUGACUAUGUCAUAUCGUCAGACAUGAUUCAGGCCUUAACAGUCGAUGCAAAGAAAAUGGAGGAACCAAAACCUUACAAUCAC